This is a messenger RNA of Serpula lacrymans var. lacrymans S7.9, 397 nucleotides long. RefSeq lists its product as uncharacterized. The annotation marks the transcript as partial. The transcript is spliced from 2 exons. NCBI's taxonomy places the organism in Eukaryota, Fungi, Basidiomycota, Agaricomycetes, Boletales, Serpulaceae. The record is from RefSeq and is a predicted model, not a curated record.
UUGGGACCACAGCCCCAUUUAAAAAGGCCAAAGCGUGGCCUAGCAGGGGAGGAUGCUAGGCUGCAAUGUAAAGAAAACAUUACUUCCACUUCACUUCAUAAAGCACGGUGCAUCUCGUCCCUGUUCAUGUCGAGUGCUGCUUCUCCUAGCGAAGCUCGAAGAAUUGAUGCUAUGUUUAAGCACAAACUGAACAAGUGUAAAGUCUGAGAACAAGUCGCACGCGCGGGAUUUUGGUUGUAGAUGAAAAAGGAUUAUGUGAAGAGCAUGAACAAUUACGACGCCGAUCUGAGGAAGAUGAUACACUUGGUUGGAAUAGCUAAACAGAAUCAUAAGGAGUCUUGUGACGCUGCCGAUUUUCUCAGAGAGCAGCUGAAGGUUACCAAGGAGCACCUUCGAU